CGCGCCUCCUCCUCCCCCUUUUCAUUUAAAACCGACCUGGAAUCUGCCAAUCUGUCUCAAAGUCCUCACUGGGUGCGGGAAUAAUUUAGAUUUAAGCUCCGACAGCCUUUUAAGCCUCUUUUAUUCCUCGGACGCGCCACCAUGACGCACUUCGCUCCUCUUUUAACUCUUAUUUUAAUUUCAUCACUCCUGAACUGGACACACGCCUCGAUCCUCUGCACCUGGACUAAAAGUUUGCCAAACAAAGAGGUGCACUACAGUUUCCUCCGGAGAGCCUCUUCAUCUCCAUCUUCUUCCCUGCGGCUGUACCACAGCGCGUGGUCCGGGGAGCGCGCUCUGCUCAGCUGCGCCUGGAGCGAGGACGCAGCAGUGAUCCAAAACUAUCUGUCUCUGUGCCGCGAGCGCACGCACGAGUUCACGGAUCACGCAAAUGAAAAUCUCGAGUCCCUGUUGGAGAAGGAUGAUCUGUGCGUCUCCGUGGCGUCUCCAGGGGACGGUGAGCGCGCGGGGAGAAGGACGGUGAGGAGCGUCGCAGCUGAGAGUCAUCAGGGUGAAGCGGAGAGGUCAAAGGUCACGACUCAUCUGCGCGUAAAGCGCGGUUUCAUCGUGCCAGGGACUCUGUGGUGCGGCUCUGGCAACAAGGCGCCAUCAUAUGCAGAUUUAGGAGUUUUUACAGAAACCGACAGCUGCUGCCGUGAACACGACCAGUGCAAACACACCAUCCUGUCUUUCCACUCCGAGUACGGCGUCUUCAACAGCAACAUCUUCACCCUCUCUCACUGUGACUGCGACAGGAAGUUUCAAAAUUGUCUGAUGGAGGCGAAUGACAGCAUCGCUGAUGUGGUGGGAUACACCUUCUUUAACCUGCUGAAGAUGCACUGCUUUGAGUUCUCCCACAGACUCCAGUGUACACAGAGGAACUGGUUUGGCAUGUGUAAAGAAACUAAAAUGGCUCUCUAUGCUGAGGUCCAUCCACCCACGCUGUACGAGUCUCCCAGUCCGACAGAGGACAGCAUGAACAGCUCCGUCCUAAACUCCACCGUACCCUCGGAGCUCCUGGAGAGCAGCAAGACAGACUCCGUCUCUGCUGCAGCGUCCACAGUCCCGACACCUUUAACCAACUCCCAAAACGCCUCCAUCACCACCGUGACCAACAACUCCACGGGAUCGCAGAGCAGAGACGACCUGGAGAACUCUCUACCAACCAAAAAACAAACUGAGCCGGACAUCACAGAGAAGCAGCUGUCAUGUGGCGUCUACAAGGACCUCGAUGAUUGUCGGGACAAGAUCCUUCCGCAGCAGAGGAGAUACGGCCUCCACAACCCAGAGGACAGGACGCUGUACCACUGCAACUGCACCACCAGGUUAUUCCAGACUUUGGCUGAACAGAGACAACUGACUGAAGUGCAUGCUCUUCUGCUGGGACAUGUGUCCCAGUCCUGCUUCCUGCCACAGGACUGCACAGCAGGCAGAACCUGUGCAGCCGUUCAGGUGCGAGCAGACCUCCCUCAGCUGGAGCCGAGGAGCAGAGCAGACAUGGAGGAGCAGCGCCAUCUACAGGCCGUCCAACUGAAGGUCAGGAGGCCAAACACGAGGAGAGCCAAGAGGAAAGACAGAGCUGUCAGGCUCCACAAACUGUGCGUCAGGAUGCUUCGACCCAAACUCGGCCACAAGAGCAGGACUAACGGUCGGGACGCAGCGUGGCCGGCUGUAAGGCGAACAGAGCUCGCCUGAGUCUGUGGUUUGAAUAUUAUGGAGACUCAAAGUGGUCAAUAUCACAUUGAUAAAUCAGACAUUAUUUCAGGUCAUUUUCAUUUAAUAGCAGAACUUUGUAUGUUAUCCAGAGUCUGUUUUUUAUCACAACACCCUUCUUCCUAAUGAAAGUUUAACCCUCUAUGGUAACGUGUUGCGUCCAGGUAACACACCCAAUUUUGGCCAUUUACACUCAUACAAUACAUUCUCAGGUGAUAAAUUGUUUAUAUCAAGUUUGCUUAGUUCUAAAUUCUUUCAAUUGGCUGAUCCACAGUGGUACAACGCAGUCUUAGUCUUAGUCUUUUUUUUAAUUUUAAAUUGUAUUUUAAACUUGUAGGUUUUUUAUAUUUUCCACGAAUGUUUCUCCACAAGUGAGUUUUAUUGAAAUUUUAAACGAUAACCCUUUUUUGGUAAUUUUUUCCAUUAUGGGUCAGUGUUGCUUUACGGUAAUAUACCCAAAAAUGUACCCCUAAAUUGUUUUUUUUUUCUUCUACUUUGACUAUUAUAUCACACACACACGCACACAAAAAAAUUUAAAUUGUUUGUUCCCCAACUGGCAUCGUAAUGCAUACCAUAGAGGGUCAAAAAUAAAAAUGUCAAGUCAGUUGAGAUAAACAGGGCAGAGCCAGGUAUGUAAACUAGACAGAUUAAUUUUAAUAUAUUUUGUUGUGAAUAAACAAACUAUAUCCAUCUGAAAUGAUAAUAUGUCAAACGUGAUAAAGUUUUACGUAAUAUUGAACACUUUGGGUCCCCAUUAAAUACUGUAGUACUGUGUAUUCAUGUUGUCUACAUCUGAGAUAAAGUGGAACUCAGUUUUGAGUAAAUUGUUGGACCAAUUUUACCCACUUUUUGGGAUAAAAACAAAAAAGCUUCUUUAAGUAUAAGAAAUGCUUUUCACAGUAGAUGUUUUGACAUGUCACGUGUCACCGUCACAGGUGUAUCUUGUAACAUUAUUGAUUCGGUUUAAUGGUGCUGCUAUCAUACAUAUCGGUGGCACUGUCCAGAGAUAAUGAUCAAAAGGAGGUUACAGUUUUCCAACCUUUUUAUGCACCUCUACGUCAGUAGUCUCCACUGAUUAAAACCCUAAAGGUCACUUUUAUUGACUUUUCUGCA
Plectropomus leopardus (leopard coralgrouper) is the source of this 2865-nucleotide messenger RNA. It is a transcript of the gene pla2g3, whose product is annotated as phospholipase A2 group III. The record is from RefSeq and is a predicted model, not a curated record. Gene Ontology annotation, molecular function: A2-type glycerophospholipase activity. Gene Ontology annotation, biological process: phospholipid metabolic process; arachidonate secretion. Lineage: Eukaryota; Metazoa; Chordata; Actinopteri; Perciformes; Serranidae.